UGCCAAUCCACAUUGACGACAAGGAAUACAAAUAUCGCAGUGGUCCAGGCCGUGUCAAGGAAUGGUUGCUUCACUGGAUCAGCUGAAGAUUGACGGCUUUCGUUAUCCGGAUGAGCGUAAGAAGUACAUGGACCGCGCGACCAUCGAUACGCUCAGCUUGGUGCUGUCAACCACAGCGACAUUUGCCCGUGCAUGAAGCCUCGUCUAAAAUCCUAUUUGCACCUUAUUGAUUACCUAACCGGAACGCCUUAGCUGCGAACGUUGCCUUCAAAGCCAUGGUCAUUCUAGAAUCCAGAGACUAAACAACGUAUAUGUCGUACUGGAGCGUUUUUCCGCAACUAUAGACCUCAGAACGGGGCGCCAAAUUUUUCAAAGUGCCAUCUGCAUUUUAUAGAAAAGCUAGUGUACCAUAGUCCACGGGUUCGUCUUGUAGAUUUUCCACUAAAUAGUGUUUGUUGACAGAGUGUUUCCUGUUUCUUCCGUGACCUAGUGAUCUAGCAAUGUACUCACUCCGGGUUCUUUUUGGAAGUUUCUAAUGAGCGGUAUGAAACAUCUGGAAUGGCUAUUAGAUCCAUGUAGCGUCGUAAUGGUCGUCUCAUCGGUACUGCCGUUGACCAACGAUGCAUCUACUAUGCCUUUAUGUUUAUGUCCCCGAUUCCUUUUACUGAUUGGGCUAAAAUGUGAGUAAGUAUCUCGUUUGCUCGUUCACAUUAGCACUUGCUUUAAGAUAUAUGUGAGAAGAUUAGAUGUUGCUUGAUACCCAAAUAAAUAAAACGGACCUGUCUUUUAAGCUGGAAAGCAAACAGGUGAACUCGCCAUUACAAUCUGAUAUAAUUAAUGCAGUUUCUUGGAAUCCUUCCAGAGGGAUAUCUGCAAAAAUGUUUCCAGAAAACUUAGCUUUGGACCGUCAAGUCCAUCAGCUCGUCCUUUCUGUUAGAUAUAAGUCAACUCUUCUAGACGGAAUGUUACCGGUAGCAUACCGUGUGACAACAAAUGCUGGGCUGGCAUUAGGGCCAGUCGUAUAGGACAACUCCCAUGCACUAGUUUAACCACGACGAUACAAUCGUAACGCAAGCCACAGACGCGGACGUACUGGUUCCGCUUAUAUUCGUAGUUAUAGCAGAAACUUGAAAACCAUGCGCAUAUCGGCUUCUGUAUGAUGACCAGCAAUGGACAUUGAGAGAAUAAAACGAAACUCAAUUUAUUAUUCAUACAUUUAGUAGAAAUAAAAUGACAACAAUUAUGUUAAGUAAUUGCGAAAGGCCAUGUAAAAAAAGCAAACCGGAAUACGGAAUACUUUUCCGCAGUAGGAUGCUUGAAAGAAAGAACCUAUUAUGAAUGAGCUGUGCAAGAUAAAUACCUAAAGAAACCCUGUUGAAAGAGUAGAAUAGGCAGACAUCUUGCAAUCAAUUGUUGCAGACAUUUUCAGCCCAUUCUAGCUGUCAAAACUCUAUCAAACCUCGCUUUUGGCUGUACAUAAUGCUAAACAUAGUUGGACAGCAACGUCCCAUAUUGACGAUUCGAAGCAGACGAUUAAACCUAGCUAUCCUCGUCAAAAAGAAAACAAAUAGCUUUUAAUAACCCAAAUAAAUAUAUUUUAUGUAAUAAUGCCAUAACUGAAAUCAUAUACUAAAAUAUAGCGUAGUUAAACAAUUCAGUAUGAUCUUUAUGCCACAGUCAACCUUCGGAAUACUGCGUAGUACAGUAUAGAAGAUGACGUUGCUACGCUCGCCAGUGUGUCUUACUGUUUGUCGAUUGAGCCUAGGCAACCUAAAAGUUACGUAUCGUGUCCAUUGAUGAAGGUUGUUUCACUGGUGCUCAUACACGUAUGGCAUACAAGCUCCAGCAGAAGUCGACCUAAAAAAUGCCUGCGGACGCGAUUGCUGACGGGUUGACGGCUUAAAAUUAAGAAUUUCACUUGAGUCGUUCUCUCCGAUCAGGCUACAAGGAAUCUGUUCCUGUUCCUCUGUAUCAAUCUUGGAUUCGCCUUCGUUGAGCUCUUCUACGGACUGUGGACGAAUAGUUUGGGUCUGAUUUCGGACUCAUUCCACAUGUUCUUCGAUUGCUCGGCACUUGUAACCGGCUUAGUUGCGUCUAUUAUUAUGAAGUGGCGACCCAAUGAACGAUUCACAUUUGGAUACGUACGGGCCGAAGUGUUGGCAGGCUUUGUCAAUGGACUUUUCCUCGUGUUCAUUGCAUUCUUCAUCCUUUCAGAGGCCGUUGAACGGCUAAUGGAACCUCCAGAGGUGAAACACGAACGUCUGUUCCUGGUCUCCGUUGCCGGACUCUUCGUGAAUUUGAUCGGCAUCUUCGCUCUCAACCAUGGAGGUCACGGCCAUUCUCACGGCAGCAGUGGGCACGGUCACUCACAUGACCAUGGACACGUUCACAAUCAUGGAUCCGUUGACAAGACAGACAAUAUUCUACUCAAUAUGGCUGGAGUAGGCACAGGCCAUGAAAAUGGGUUGCCUUUAAAUGGACACACGUCUCACGGUGGUCAUGGCCAUAGCCACGGAGGUUCCUCCUGCAGCACAGGAGUUGGAAGCCGAAGUCAGUUAAUGCAAGGUGUGCUCUUGCACAUUCUGGCGGAUACGCUUGGUUCUGUAGGCGUUAUCGUCUCAGCCUUUCUGGUGAGCCAGUUCCGUUGGAUGAUUGCCGAUCCCCUCUGUUCGAUGUUCAUUGCUAUACUCAUCUUGAUCAGUGUUUACCCACUCCUAAAGGAGUCCAUUUCAGUUUUGAUGCAGCGAGUCCCACAUGCACUUGAUGGCCAGCUGCAGUCCUGCUUCCAGAGAGUUAGCGCUUUAGACGGCGUUUACAGUGUACAGGAUAAGCACUUUUGGACGUUGUGCAGUGGUGUUUACAUAGGCAACAUGAAGCUGGAGGUCGCACGAAGAGCCGAUCUUUCUCAAAUUCUCAGUCAUACACAAGCCAUCUUCAAACAAAUUGGCGUCGACAAGCUCUAUGUACAGAUGGAGUACGCAGCAAUGUAGAUUGAUGAGUUGAGUGGUUGACACAAAUCAAAAAGUCUAAGUAAAUAGCCUGCUAAGAUAAUGUUGUGGUCAACAGCGCCGUUGCCGCUGGAACUCGUCCAGUGACAGGUACGAUCUUUCAUCAUCGAGGUGAAUGGCCCCGGCUACCGAUCCAGUGUAAAGAACCGAACAACUAAUUCUUGUAGGAAUGUAUGACACUGUUCGAUCUGCUACAGCUGCCGGUGUGGUUGGUAUUUUCAAUGCAAUAUUGACGCAAAAAUGGCGGCUAUCCAGGCUAGAGUGCUUGUCCGCCGCUUUAAACGAAUGUACAGGAAACGCUUAGAUGUGACCCAACCAUCCUGUACUGGUUGACGUUGCGAACACUUGCUCAUGACAGUGAAUAACUGGAUUUCAUAUUGAGUGUAUUCGUAAAUCACACCUUUUUCCAUAUGUCGUGUGAAAAAAUGCACAUGGUAACAGAUGUUAGUUACGACUUCACGUGGGUAACUAGUAACUCAUAAAGAAAAUAGCGGAAAAGACGAAUUUAGUGAAUCGUAGAGGAAAAACAAAAGGAGGAUGAGAGAGUCACUGAACAUUUAAGGAAUGAACAUUCUGUGUGUAGAAGUGGGACAACAGAAACGUCGAAAAACUGUAUAAGUAUUGUCUACCAUAUGAAUUUGGCGGAUUAGCUAGGUUUUUUUUUGGCUGGGCUAGAUUAUAGCUAGCCUUGAUCAGGCUGAAUCAGUACUGGAUCAGUAUACAGCAGUAUUCGAUCUUCCUUUGAUUCUACCGUUCGGGGCGCAAGAUGGAUUUUUGUUCAUAAUCUUUCGUAAGAGUAUUAGCUAGGUGGAGUGAUAUUCAUAAAGCAAAUCACCCAUCGGUCCCAGUAAACAGAAUGCUAUUGAGUCAUUGCCUUGUCUAUGAACUGCGUAGCCGAGCGUGCACACAUUGGUUGUUUUGCUUUCUAUAUCAGGCAGCAAUAGAGGAAAUCUGUAUUGUACAUAGUUUCAGUCUAAAGCCUAUUAAACGACUUCUAGCUUCUAGUUUCUUAUUCCUAGAAUAUUUUUAUUUUAAGGUGAUAUCUGGUGGAGAAACAACCAUGGUUUAUACGCAACCAUAGUCGUAUGAUGAAAAUUAAAUAAACCAAUACAUUCAUAGGAGACAUGACAUUUAACUAUAUCUUAAUUAAAUAUAAGAGGGAGGAAUCCAGUCGUUCAGAAAUGCAAAAUAUAGUACACACAGAUCUGUUAUUAAGAGAUUUAUAAUGUCUAAAGCAUAUAUAUAUAUAUAUAUAUAUAUAUAUAUAUAUAUGGAAGGUAGAAACUUAUGUUAGGACUGGGUAAUUGUAAUCAGAGUGAUUGUGCGAAUGAGUACAGGUUGGGUGACUAUAUGACAGACAGACAAAAGGAUAGGGGCAUGAAGGGCAGUGCGUGGGUGUGAAGAUCAAAAUGAUUCGCGAGCACGCUAGAGCACAGAAGGGUGUACCGAGUGUGCAACAAAACCGAAUAAAGAUGUAAAAUAAUAAAUGUUAAUAUUUUCAUGUAUAUAAAUGUAAUUUUUAUUUAGAGACAUAUGCAUGCGCAUGCAACUAACAAAGGUAGCAGAUUGAAAAGAUGCUUUAGAUAUUUAUGUCUAGGAUGCCCUUAGGACCGCAGUGAGAUGAAAAGGACUUUGGUGCACGUAAUGAAAUGUGAAAUGAUCCAGCGCAUUCGGUGGACGUAAAGGUUCUUUGAUUCAUUUGCUUACGUCUAACCGCUCCUAAUAAUAAAUGUUAAUAUUUUCAUGUAUAUAAAUGUCAUUUUUAUUUAGAGAAUAUGCAUGUGCAUGCAACUAACAAAGGUAGCAGAUUGAAAAGAUGCUUUAGAUAUUUAUGUCUAGGAUGCCCUUAGGACCGCAGUGACAUGAAAAGGACUUCGGCGCACGUAAUGAAAUGUGAAAUGAUCCAGCGCAUUCGGUGAACGUAAAGGUUCUUUGAUUCAUUUGCUUACGUCUAACCGCUCCUAUGCAUGUGACCACGUUUUGAAUGUUAUUAUUUAAAUGACUGUUUCUAUGAGUAAACCAUUCUACUAGUUAGAGACACCGACUUCACUAAUACCGUAUAUUGUGGGAAUCUCUUAUCUCGUUUUAUUUGAUCAUCCCGUCAGGAAAACAAUUCUUCCCAUUCACAAUGGUGUACCUCUAAUUAAACUGUUAGAUAGCACUGAUAAACUUAAACAUUAUAUUUAUUACGUACAUAUUAUUAAUGGUAUACACAAUGAUUCUUAUUCUCAUAGUAGUGCUUUCCAAUAUUAUACAAUGAAUUACAUAUGUACAGUAUGUACAGUAUAUCCAUUUGUUGGUCACAUGGUGUCGUGUCACUAUAUUUACCAAGCUGUCUUGACAGGCUUUACUGGCACAAUC
Messenger RNA from Varroa destructor (honeybee mite), 5369 nucleotides. It is a transcript of the gene ZnT86D, whose product is annotated as solute carrier family 30 member 7. NCBI's taxonomy places the organism in Eukaryota, Metazoa, Arthropoda, Arachnida, Mesostigmata, Varroidae. Gene Ontology annotation, molecular function: zinc ion transmembrane transporter activity. Gene Ontology annotation, biological process: zinc ion import into Golgi lumen; intracellular zinc ion homeostasis. Gene Ontology annotation, cellular component: Golgi apparatus; cytoplasmic vesicle; membrane. The record is from RefSeq and is a predicted model, not a curated record.